AUGUCUUCAAAUCUAAUAGAUGCCACCAAUAUAAGACAGAUUCAUAAUCCAUCAGAUUUUGAUGUCCCCUUAGAAUGGUUAUAUAAGGGCAAAAGUAAGAGAAAAUCAAAGUCUUCAAGUAGAUUGAAAUCUUCAUCCUCCUCAAAUAAAUUGAAAAAAUUGAAAAACUCUUCUUCAAAUGAUCCUUUUGCUUCCUCUACUACUGACAAUCAGAAACAAAGAUCUACAUCCAUAUCAAACGCUGCUUUGUCUUCAAAUCAUAUACCGAUCUUGCAAAAACCUGGUCUUGUUGAUAGUAAUGAAAAUGCAAUCGAUGAUGAUGAUGACGAUGAGGAUGAUAACAACGUCCAAAAAGACGAUUUGAAUAACCUGCAUGCUCUAACACCCACUACCACCGCUACUACUAUGGAACCUACAAUGGUUAAUUCUACCUCAAAGAAACUUGUUGAUGAAGAAAAGAGCAAUCUACCGUCACGCUCAUCCAAAAGAAAUAGAUCUAUCUCGAUAUCAAAUGCGAUCGCAUCGUCAAAUAAUUCGAAGUCUAAGAAUACACCUUCUACAAUUUCGUCAACGUCAGAUCCACCACCAACAAUAGCAUCUGCUAUCCCGACAUUUAAUUCCAUAAAGAGGAAUAACUCAACUAAUUCAAAUAAUGGUUCAACAAAAAAAUCAUUAUUUGGUUCAAUAUUUGGAAGAGGAUCUUCUACUUCUAAUUCAAAAACAAAACCACAAUUGGCAACUCCUUCUGCUUCUGCUCCAACUCCAACUCCGAAACUAAACACAGCAUUACCAUCGAAUUCAAAGACUUUAAAAAAAAUAUCAAAAUUGAAUUCAAUGCCUCAAUCAGAUCAUCCAAAGGAAACUACACCAAUAUCUGCAAUAUACACUUCAUCAUCUGAGUCCACUGAUUCAACUCCAUCGAACGAUUCUGCAAUUGUAAGUACAGGCACUCCAGCUACUUCCAUGAACACUUUAUCCUCUAUUCCAUCUAUUCCAUCUAUGACUAUUAAAGAUUUAUCGAAUGUCACGUUGAAAAGAGUAUCAUUUGCUGUAGAUAAAUUUGAUAAUGAUCCAGCUCAACAAUUACCUUCAAGAACUCCAAAGACAGGGAAAGUCCUAGUACCUGAUGAUAUGAUAAGUGAUUUACCUUCAAUAUCAAUCGGUAUUUCUAAUACUAUCAUUGAUGAUGGAAAAUUCAUGAACCAACGGAAAAUUACUAAAAAUUCAAAAGAAUAUAAAAUUGCCAUGGAAAAUCAUAGAUUCGCAUUAAAGGAAGCUGCAAAACAUCAACAAGAAGCUCAUUUCGCAGCAAAAAGAAUUGCAAAUGAAGUUUCCAAUUUUAAAUCAAAUGGUACCAGCAAUAGUAAUAACAAUCCAGUUAAUGAAUUACGAUCACAUUUAAAUGAUAAAAUUAAUAAAAUUGAUAAUCCAAUUCAUAUCCAUGAACAUCAUUUCGAAGAAAAAAUCAACAAUAAUGAAGAAACUCAAGAGAUUACCCUAGAUAUCAUUUAUACAAGAUGUUGUCAUUUGAGAGAGAUUUUACCAAUACCAUCGACUUUAAGACAAGUUGUCGGUAAGACUUCACCUUUACAAAUCUUAAAGUUUUUAAAUCCAAAGCCAACUUUAAUUGAUGUCUUAUCAUUCGCAGAUUUCAUAUCUAUUGUACCAAUUAAUACCAUCAUUUUUGAUAAUGUAACUUUAACUUCGAAUAUGUUAAAGAUUAUUAUUACCUCUUUGGUUAAAUCACAGAAUUUAGAGAAAUUGGGAUUAAGAAAUGUAAUCAUCGACAAUGAAAAUUGGAAACUGUUGUGUAAAUUUCUUUUGAACAAUAAAUCUUUGACCAAAUUAGAUAUAUCACAAACUAAAAUAAGAUCAGAGAUAUCCUCAUCAUCAUCAUCUCCUUCCCAAACAUUGGCUUCAUCGUCAAACAUGAUUCCAGUGGAUGAAAUUUAUAGGCAUAAUAAAGAUUGGAGUUUAUUUGUUGACGUAUUAAGAAAUCGUGAUGGGAAACCGCUAGAAGAAUUAUUACUUAACGGUAUCAAAUUUAAUAAAAUACCAUUGACUAUCUUACAAAAUCUAUUAAAUGGGUUAACAAACCAAAAAAACUCACCACCGAAAGGUAUAAGAUUAGGUUUAGCUACAUCAGAUCUCUCAUUGGAUUGUGUUAAAAUUUUAUUAAGCUGGUGGUCUAAGAAUACCGUUCAAGGUAUUGAUUUAUCCUUCAAUGAUUUAUCAGAAUAUGUGAAACCAAUGAUAAGUAAAUUGGCCUCGUUAUCAUUUGAAUCAUUAGAAUAUUUUACCUUAAAUAAUACAAGCAUUUCAACUGGUUAUGAUAUGGCAUUAUUCUUGAAAUAUCUUUCAAGAUUACCGAAUUUGAAAUUCUUAGAUUUAAGUAAUUUACCGCAAAUCUUCCCAGAUGUUUUACCAUACAUGCAUAAAUACUUACCGAAAUUCAAACAUUUGAAGAGAAUCCAUUUAGAUAAUAAUAAUUUGUCAUUCAAAGAAUUAACUGUGGUGUGUAAUAUACUUCUAAAAUGUCAAUCAUUAGCUCAUGUUUCAAUGUUAUCACAAGGAACUUCCUCGAUAACAAAUGUAGCAAUAAAAUCUGCUGGAUCAGAUCAAAUUGGAAUACAAGAGACAUCCUCAUCAUCGACACCAAGUCAAUUUGCGAAGAAUACAUUUUGUGCAACCUUAUAUGCAUUCGCUAAAGACUCAUCAAAUCUAGUAGGAUUAGAUAUCGACUAUGAUCAAAUUCCAGAUGAAAUUCAACAAAGAAUUGCAUUAUGUUUAAUGAGAAAUAUGAAUAGGGCAAUGGAUUCCACUUUCCAAUUAGAUGAAUUAACUUCACAAGAUGAUUUAUUGUUUGACGGUACUUUAAUUACUGAAAAUGCUGAAGAUGUCUUAGCUAAAUUGAAUAAAUUAAAUGCACAGAAUCAAACUGGUACUAACGUCAAUGGUACUAAUGGUACUGGACAAUCUUCAAAGGAUGAUGUUACGAAAAGAUAUCUUUUGAAAAAAUAUGUGGAAAAGAUUCAUAAAGUCCAUUAUAACGUUCAAGAAAAAAUUGAUAGUAUGUUCGAAAAGAGAAAUUCUGGCGAAUUAACGUUGGUAGAAAAGGAAAAUUUAUUAAGGUUAAUCUUAUUGGAUAAAAAUCUUUCCAACAUUAUUGAAAUAUUAUCUGAUUUGACAAGAGGUUCUGAUUUCUUAGGCAUGAGUACUAAUAAUUCAAAGGGAUCUAUUUCAUCAAUCAAAUCAAAUGAUCAUGCUGAUGAUACUAUCAACAAUCACACAAUGACUAAUGAUACUGUUGCAUAUGCUGAUGGCGAUAUCGAUUCACAAAGGAAACCAAUAUUAAGACAUGUGGAAUGUAAUAACCCAGAAGAAAUUCAGACUCCGGAAACUGAAACAAUGGCGAGACCUCAUCUAAUGGCCACGGAUUCAGGUAGAACCAUUGACGUUCUCACAGGUAAACCUGUUUUAUUUAGACGUUCGUCUACAACGUCUGUUGUCGGUAAAAGGCAAGAAAUGGAAGAAGGUGAAUUGCAUAAAUGGGGGUUCUUUGUUCAGCAACAAAGAGCAAUAUAUCCUGAUAAUGAUACGUCGAUAAAGAAAGAUACGAUUGUGCCUGCAAUAGCACCACCAGUGAAACCAACGCUUCCAGUUAUUACUACAGCGACUGCAAACGUGGAAAUAACGCCCGUUACAAAGACACUUACCACUCCUACCACACCUACGACGACGACAAGGAUAUUACCAAAGAUCCCAUCUGGUGCAGAAUUAAGAAAUGCGAUCAUAAAAGCAAAGGGUAUCGAUUCCAUUGAUGACUUGAUUCAAAACGUAACUGAAAAUGAAGUUGAACUAUUAGACAUUUAUGGGAAAUCUGUUCAAUCGAAAUUACAUCUUGAUACCGCUUCAUCUGCUGUUGGUAAUGAGGAUAAGAAGAAGGCUAUUGUGGAUUCUCCUACUAUCACUACGCCUACUAAGAAAUCAGUAAUUGUUGCCAAAUUGAAACCAGUAAUGCCAAUAAUGAAGAAACUUGAUAAUGAUGAUGAUAGCGGUAAUGAUGGUUGUAAUGGGAAUGGUAAAAAUUGUGAAAAAACAGUCACUGAAGCAUAUGAUAAAUUAUUAAAUGAUUUAUCUGUAAAUCGUCCUAGUAAAACAUGA
Messenger RNA from Naumovozyma dairenensis CBS 421, 4164 nucleotides. RefSeq names its product protein phosphatase regulator GIP3 (gene GIP3). The transcript has a single exon. NCBI's taxonomy places the organism in Eukaryota, Fungi, Ascomycota, Saccharomycetes, Saccharomycetales, Saccharomycetaceae. The record is from RefSeq and is a predicted model, not a curated record. Bases 1 to 4164 code for a protein of 1387 amino acids.